Messenger RNA from Arabidopsis thaliana (thale cress), 4168 nucleotides. RefSeq names its product Regulator of chromosome condensation (RCC1) family with FYVE zinc finger domain-containing protein. Bases 386 to 3088 code for a protein of 900 amino acids. Gene Ontology annotation, molecular function: metal ion binding. The record is from RefSeq and is marked reviewed. NCBI's taxonomy places the organism in Eukaryota, Viridiplantae, Streptophyta, Magnoliopsida, Brassicales, Brassicaceae. The transcript has 8 exons.
CUGCCUUUUGGUCUCUUUCUUCUCUCUCGCUCGCUCGCUUUAAGCUGCGUAGUAUAGAUCAUGCCAUGUCUCUCUAGCUAGAUUCUCUGUGUUUCAAUUCCUCUCGAAGAGUUUAAUUCAGCAUCCAGAAGAACAUAUUUGAAUCCUUUUACAUUUGAUUGAAACGGCGCUUUUUGUUCUACUGUUUGGAUCGAUUUGAAUCUAAAUUGGAGCUGAAGAAGCUGCUCUGGCUUCGAAUUUGAAUCCAAGAUCGACGAUCAAAGUGAUGUGAUGUGGAGUGGAUUUCGUGAUUGCACGAGGUCUAUUGAUUUGAGCUUGACGACUAGUGUGAAUUUUUUUUGAGGUUUUCUCGGCUCAAGGGGUUUGCUACUGAGGAAUUUUGUUUAUGUCGAGGAACGGACGAAUGACGCCGUCGGAUCUUAGUAGAGCCGGUCCAGUGACGAGGGAUAUUGAGCAGGCUAUCACUGCUCUUAAAAAAGGAGCUUAUUUGCUUAAGUAUGGCAGAAGGGGAAAGCCUAAGUUCUGUCCAUUUCGCCUUUCGAAUGAUGAAUCUGUUUUGAUAUGGUUUUCUGGGAAGGAGGAAAAACAUUUGAAGCUAAGUCAUGUUUCCAGGAUCAUCUCUGGGCAGCGCACUCCUAUUUUUCAGAGAUAUCCACGUCCUGAGAAGGAAUAUCAAUCGUUCUCGCUAAUAUAUGACGAGAGGUCACUGGAUUUGAUAUGCAAGGAUAAAGAUGAGGCUGAAGUGUGGUUUAGUGGUCUAAAAGCCUUGAUAUCCCGUUGUCAUCAACGGAAAUGGAGGACCGAAUCGAGAAGUGAUGGAACGCCAUCCGAAGCUAAUAGUCCGAGAACAUAUACCCGGAGAAGCUCCCCUUUACAUUCUCCAUUUAGUAGCAAUGAAAGUUUCCAGAAGGAGGGCUCAAAUCACCUUCGUCUUCACAGUCCAUAUGAGAGCCCGCCUAAGAAUGGCGUUGACAAGGCAUUUUCAGACAUGUCGUUGUAUGCAGUUCCUCCAAAAGGUUUUUUCCCCCCAGGUUCGGCAACUAUGUCAGUUCACUCUUUGUCAUCUGGAGGCUCAGAUACGCUACAUGGUCACAUGAAAGGAAUGGGUAUGGAUGCUUUUAGAGUUAGUCUGUCAAGUGCGAUUAGUUCGUCGAGCCAUGGUUCUGGUCAUGAUGAUGGAGACACAUUGGGAGACGUUUUCAUGUGGGGAGAAGGAAUAGGCGAAGGUGUUUUGGGUGGUGGAAACCACAGAGUUGGAAGUUCGUUGGAGAUCAAAAUGGAUUCCUUACUGCCAAAAGCUUUAGAGUCUACUAUAGUACUUGAUGUCCAGAAUAUUGCUUGCGGUGGACAACAUGCUGUCCUUGUAACAAAACAAGGAGAAAGUUUUUCUUGGGGAGAGGAAUCUGAAGGUAGGCUUGGCCAUGGUGUGGAUUCCAAUGUUCAACAUCCAAAGCUCAUUGAUGCCCUCAAUACCACAAAUAUUGAGCUUGUAGCAUGUGGUGAAUACCAUAGUUGUGCAGUUACUCUAUCGGGGGAUUUGUAUACCUGGGGUAAAGGAGAUUUUGGUAUUCUGGGACAUGGAAAUGAAGUCAGUCACUGGGUCCCCAAAAGAGUAAAUUUUCUGAUGGAAGGGAUACAUGUAUCAUCCAUCGCUUGUGGGCCUUACCACACAGCUGUUGUGACUUCCGCUGGGCAGUUGUUUACUUUUGGUGAUGGGACCUUUGGUGUUUUGGGCCAUGGAGACAGGAAAAGUGUUUUCAUACCUAGAGAGGUAGACUCCUUGAAAGGUCUUCGCACUGUUCGGGCAGCCUGUGGUGUAUGGCACACAGCCGCAGUUGUAGAAGUCAUGGUUGGGAGCUCGAGCUCUAGUAACUGCUCUUCAGGAAAGCUCUUUACAUGGGGUGAUGGUGACAAGAGUCGUCUUGGUCAUGGUGACAAAGAACCAAAACUUGUGCCUACCUGUGUUGCAGCUCUUGUAGAACCUAAUUUUUGUCAAGUUGCGUGUGGACAUAGCCUAACAGUUGCACUUACAACAUCGGGCCACGUCUAUACUAUGGGCAGUCCUGUUUAUGGUCAGCUUGGAAACCCACAUGCAGAUGGAAAGGUUCCAACCCGUGUCGACGGCAAACUUCACAAGAGUUUUGUCGAAGAGAUUGCUUGCGGUGCUUAUCAUGUUGCAGUUUUAACUUCAAGGACUGAGGUUUACACUUGGGGAAAAGGAUCAAAUGGUAGACUAGGCCAUGGGGAUGCAGAUGAUCGAAAUUCCCCCACAUUGGUUGAGUCGCUGAAGGAUAAACAGGUGAAAAGUAUUGCAUGUGGUUCUAACUUCACCGCAGCUGUCUGUCUUCACAAGUGGGCAUCAGGGAUGGACCAGUCCAUGUGUUCAGGUUGCCGUCAGCCUUUCAAUUUCAAGAGAAAGCGGCACAAUUGCUAUAACUGUGGACUUGUGUUUUGCCAUUCUUGCAGUAAUAAAAAGUCCCUGAAGGCUUGUAUGGCACCAAACCCUAACAAACCAUAUCGAGUGUGUGAUAGGUGUUUCAACAAAUUGAAAAAGGCCAUGGAAACGGAUCCAUCAUCUCAUUCUUCUUUGAGUCGAAGAGAAAGUGUCAACCAAGGAUCAGAUGCAAUUGACAGAGAUGAGAAGUUGGAUACUAGAUCCGACGGACAGCUAGCUAGAUUCUCAUUGUUGGAGCCCAUGAGGCAAGUGGACAGUCGAUCCAAGAAAAAUAAGAAAUAUGAAUUCAAUAGUAGUCGUGUCUCACCAAUACCGAGUGGGGGCUCGCACCGGGGUUCACUAAACAUAACCAAGUCUUUUAAUCCAACUUUCGGAUCAUCAAAGAAAUUCUUCUCAGCUUCAGUUCCUGGUUCCCGAAUUGCGUCCCGGGCAACUUCACCAAUAUCAAGACGUCCUAGCCCACCUCGGUCAACAACGCCAACUCCCACUCUUUCAGGACUAACUACACCAAAAAUUGUCGUGGAUGAUACCAAGAGAAGCAAUGAUAACCUAAGCCAAGAGGUGGUUAUGCUAAGAUCUCAAGUAAGCUGCUUUCCACGCUUUAAUUCUUGUUCCUUACUCCUGUGUAUUUAGGAAAAAAACAUAGCUGGUGAGAUUGUGCUAUUUUGUUUCAUUAACAUAUCGUUUCAUUCUUUGCAAUUUGACUCCUUUUGCGAACUCAGUAGUAAAUGAUUUCACAGGUUGAAAAUCUUACACGGAAGGCACAACUUCAAGAAGUUGAACUGGAAAGAACAACCAAACAGCUAAAGGAGGCACUAGCAAUUGCUAGUGAAGAAUCAGCGAGAUGCAAGGCAGCAAAAGAAGUGAUCAAAUCACUUACCGCUCAAUUGAAAGACAUGGCUGAAAGACUACCUGUUGGAUCAGCUCGGACUGUCAAGUCUCCGUCUCUCAAUUCAUUUGGUUCCAGUCCUGAUUACGCUGCCCCUUCUUCUAACACCUUAAACCGUCCAAACAGUCGAGAAACUGAUUCUGAUAGCCUAACCACCGUCCCAAUGUUUUCAAAUGGGACCAGCACACCUGUUUUCGAUAGUGGAAGUUACCGACAGCAAGCUAAUCAUGCUGCUGAAGCGAUAAAUAGAAUCAGCACACGAUCAAAAGAAAGUGAACCCCGUAACGAAAAUGAAUGGGUUGAACAAGAUGAACCUGGUGUGUACAUCACUCUCACAGCCUUAGCUGGAGGUGCAAGGGAUCUCAAACGUGUCCGUUUCAGCCGGAAGCGGUUUAGUGAGAAACAAGCAGAAGAAUGGUGGGCAGAGAACAGAGGAAGAGUUUACGAACAAUACAAUGUACGCAUAGUAGUUGAUAAAUCCAGUGUGGGUGUAGGAAGUGAAGACUUGGGUCAUUAAUAUUCUUCGCUAACCCCUGAUAACACAGAAAACCCUGAGUUUCCCACUCAUCUAUUCUUUUUUAGUUUCUGUCUACGGGUUUCAUAGGUUUAUUUGGGGAUUAUAACCAAGAGAGAAAAUAGUUUUCAUCAUAGUUUGGGUGUUUUUCAUAUGUAAAUUCUUUUGUAAAUUCCACAAGCAUACAUUGUUUCGUUCUUUGUCUCGAUAAAUGUUAUUAUUUGAUGUUGAAAUUCAAACAGCAUUAAUGGUAUGGUGUCAGUGCGAGCUUAUACAUUUUAGAUGUCUAUGGGCAAAUUUAAAUGAUAUG